Messenger RNA from Ostrea edulis (European flat oyster), 5982 nucleotides. Its product is annotated as FHF complex subunit HOOK-interacting protein 1B-like. The transcript has 14 exons. The record is from RefSeq and is a predicted model, not a curated record. The coding region runs from base 119 to 3343 and encodes 1074 amino acids. Lineage: Eukaryota; Metazoa; Mollusca; Bivalvia; Ostreida; Ostreidae.
UUUGGCCUUGACCUUAAUGUAAGAUGGACGACGAAAUGGCCACACAAACUACAACACCCCAAAUAUGUAAACAGUAGAAUAUUUCAUGGUUUGUGGGGAGAUGUAAAGUCUUGGUAUCAUGUCAUGGUUUAAACGUGGUAGGAAUGACUCAAAAGCCUCCGGACAGUCUAGUGAGGAUUUAGCAGAGACCCGCUGUCGUGCAGACACAGAUCCUCAAACAUGCCUUGAAGUCUUUCAAAAUCACUGGAAGCAAGCCCUUUCUAUUAUCAAGAGAGGAAAUGGUUCUACUAGCAAUCAGACUUGCACAGCAGACGAGCAAGAGGCUGUCUUACAAAAUGUUGAACAGAUGAUAAAUUUGCUCGUUGGCGAGGUAGGAUUAGAUGAAAAUGGACAAGGCAUGCCUGGUCCAAUACUACAUUACCUUUUAGAGGAAGAUGUCUUUGACCAAUUUUGUAAUUGGUGUCACUACAACUCCACAAAUGGUGACCAGCUAAAAUGUGAACAAUUACGGAUUUUUGAGCAGCUUAUUAGUCAAUCUCAGCAGCUACUAUUAAUUCACAAAGCCAUCAUUCAACCACUUCUUAGACUACUUUACUUGUGUGCUGAGGGAAGUAAGACAAGUGACAUUGAAGGUCGCCUGGUUUUAGUGCUUCAUCAGCUCUGCGUUUGCAUUUCACAAGAGACAGUCAUACUAGAGAGUUUCUUCAAUGCGAGUACAAAUCAUGGGCCUACAAAAUUCUUGAUUUUUUCACUUUUGAUUCCAUACAUACAUAGAGAAGGUAAAGUUGGACAGCAGGCCAGAGAUGCCCUCUUGUUGAUAAUGACCAUUUCUGCAAGGAAUCCCCAUAUUGGUCUAUAUAUUGCAGAGAACUCUGAUUUUUGUCCGGUUCUUGCAACAGGAUUAAGUGGUUUGUAUUCUUCCCUUCCAAGAAAAAUCCCUGUCUAUACAGAUGAAUGGCAUCGGUUUUCACAAGAGGACAUCAGUCUGGUUCCUGAACUACAAAUGUUUCUCAACUCAUUGGAAUUUUGUAAUGCAGUGACACAGGUCAGUCAUCCAGCUAUCCGAACUCAGCUGAUCAAAUUUAUCUAUGAUGGCUUUUUGGUGCCGGUGUUAGGACCAGCAUUGCAUCAGAUGAAUGAUGAGUCAGAAGACAUUUCGGGGCUACCCCUGCCACUGCUCGAUUCACCCAUGUUUUCGAAUUCUAGAGAGGAGGUGAUAGCAGCGACUGCCUACCUUGAGCUGUUCCUUAGAAAAACGACUGAACCUAACCUUCUACGCACCUUUUUGAAGUUUAUCUUAAUGGAACAGAAUGAUGAAAUCAUCAUACUGGAUUCUCUCAUUACGCGCAUAAAUAGCAGCUCUAAGCCACUCUGUGUUGUAUCGCUGUCACUGUUUAAAACGCUGGUGGACCUAAAUUGUGAAGAUGUCAUGUUUCAGCUUGUCUUCAGGUAUCUUAUUCCAUGUACGCAUGUCAUGAUCAGUCAACGACGCAAUGUCAAUGACCUUGACCUUCACUGUAAAAGUGCAGAACGUUUCCUUUCCCUUCGUCCUAAUUGCUGCAGAGCUGAAUUUAAUGAAAAGAAAGGUGUUCCAGUACAAGAAAAAUGUAACCAUAGUGAAGCUAACACAUCACAAUACCACCGCCCUAAACAUGGCCUGAGUAGUUUUCUCAGAGCAAGAAAAAAGGAGAGAGACUAUCAGAAACGGAGGUCAGCAACAGUGGCCACAGAGCAACAAAGCACGGCAUUCCCACCAGGGACAUUUGGAAGCAAGUUGGAGCACUAUGAGACGAAUUACUAUGAUUACUUGGAGGAAGCAAGAAACCAGUUGGAAAAUUGUGCCAAAGCUUCUCAGUGUUGGGCUUAUCCGUAUGAUGGUCAAACACCAUCAAUGGAUGCCUUGGUAGAUAAUGUUAAUGAAUCAAACUCAACACAGAUGACAUCAUUAACAGAUACAGGGUUGUGUUAUGGUGGUGCUAAUUCUAGGUUGGUAGACGAUUUGAGUGGCUCAGAUGGCGGUCCACUGCCAAGAUCAUCAGAAGUGGAUGAGGUGUUUAUCUCCGAUAAUUCUUGUCAGUCAUCUGUUCCAGAUUUAUCAUACAUUCUUAGGAACUUUGACUCAGACAGUGAUAUAUCUUCUGCCGGAGGUCUGGAAGAUUUUAUUCAUUAUUUAGACGAGGUGCCAACUCCACCAGAACUGGAAAAAACGUUUGAAGAAAGUUUAAGUUCUUUAGAUUCAGUUCUUAGUAGUUUAUGUUCCAGAACAGCCAGUGGCAGUGUGAAUUUGACGGACACUAGUGAUAGCGUAACUUCAUCAUUUACUGAAGGUAAUCAAGGGAAGUCCAGUAAAGCCAAAGUUGAUGGGACAACAUUUGAAGUGAUAAACAGUACAAUAGAGGGGGAAGAACUCAAGCCUUGUGGGAAUAGUCCUUCUCAGGAUACCACCAGCUAUGUAGAGAUAUCAAUGUCAAACUUUGCUAGUGAUGUGAAUGUUCAGACUGCACUUUCAUCUUUGCCAAAGAGAGAGUCUGUGAACUCAGUUGAUGUGGUUGUCAAUCGUAAAACCUCCCAGGAUGAAUCAGUGGUGAAGUCUGUUAGUUUUAACUUGAUGGAUUCCUCUAUGCAAAAUAACACCACAGUGCCUGUUGUGACUAAUGUGGGAAAAUUAGCACCAAACAUAGGCCCUUUUUUGAUGGCUCUCUUUUCCAAGUUGGAUGGAAUGAUGCAGAACAGCCUACCUGUUAAUCUCCUGCUGACAGGCGUUAUAUCUCGCCUGGCCUCUUAUCCCCAGCCUCUUCUUAGGUCUUUCUUACUUAGUCAUAAUCUUGUAUUCCAACCCACAGUCAAAUCCCUUGUACAGGUGCUGACGUCUUUAAAGCAGAAAGUAGACCAUUUUGCUUACACUGUGCCGAACUUUGAUGGACUGCUUCUGAGAGCUAAGCGGACCCUGAUAGCCCGAGAGGAGGAGUGGAGGCUUGGAUGUGUGACAAUAAGUCCCUACAGAGUGAAUACAGUCAGUCCCGUCAAAACCAAACCUGUGCCAGAAAACAGUAACAAAGACAAAAAGAAGUCUAGUUUAACAGAUUUGUUGUUCAGACGAUCUCCAGAUAAAAGGGCGGCUUUGGCUAAAAGCAAGAAAGGACCCCAGUUACAGAUCCUUCAAAGCGCUAAAGGAUUCAGGUACAUAAAUUACCAGAACAGGCCUCAUGAAAUAUCAGAGAAUCCCAUGGACUCCCCCAAAAUUAGAAAUGCGGUGUUUUGUGCUGUGAUAUUAGAGGAAUUUGUGAAAGAACUUGCUGCCUACAGCCAGGAGCAAGCUGUUUUAGCCCACAUGGAAAUCUGAACCGAGCCCUGAGUGAUAUUAUUUGAGUAAAUUAUUAUAAGUCCAAGAAGUUUUCUUUCCCCUGGAGCACAUAUCAAAGGAAUCCAAUUCAAUGUGGAUUUUUUUUUAUGUUUAGAGCCAGUUAUUUCAGUUCUCUAUUCGAAUUUGUAUUUCACAAUCAUUUUCCUCAUUUGAAUUAAAGGAGUGAAUAAAGUAUACAUGUGUAUCUGUAUAAUCCUUGCUACAUCAGCAAUUAUUUUGAAUCAUUAUUUUAUAUGCAUGAUAUUAAAAAGAAUGUAUGAGCCUUCUCUUGAUGUUCAGUUAUGUGAAAUGGAAUAUCCAGUCAGAGAGUACUUAAAUUUGGAAUAUACAAGUAGCUUUGAAUAGAAUAUAGAGCCAAAGUUUCAUCAAGUACAUCUAGGAUAUAAUAAAUCUAUAUUCUUUUAUGGUAAAUGGUCAUAAAGUUUUAUGGUAAAUGGUCAUUAAAUUUUAUUCAUGCUAUGGUGUGUUUUUAACAUUAAAUGUUGUAGGUCCUGUCAGUAUUUUAUGAAAUUUUACUUGCAAGAUGUAAUCUUGUGCUGAUAGUUUUAUAUGAAUGUUUCAUGUAUAUGUACACAAAGUAUUUUUAUAUAAGUGAUAUAUCUACAUAAAAAUGUAAAAUACUAUGCAUAUUUCUACCAGACAUAGAUAUAUUCCUGUAUAUGGCUUGCUAUUCCUUGUUUAAAAAAAUAAGAUACUGCCUUUCUUACCACAGUUCUGCAUGAGAAUUGAUUUAGGUUUUGCCGUUUAGGUCAUGAAUAGUAAGAUUUUUUUUUAAUACUCACUUUGCUUUUAAAUGCUUAAUGUACUAGUAUUACACGUAACUAUGCCCAAAUCUACUUGAAGAGUACAUGUAUUGCUAUAAUGGUGCAUAAACAAAGUAACAUGCAUCAUUAGUACAUUGUCAUACAGAUUUCAUGAAAAGCAAUAUCCAACAUUGAUGCACUGUUAUUACAUAAAUUUAGUUUGGAUGUCUAUUUUAUACUACAUGUACAGCACAUUGUAGAUUAAAUUAUUUUGAUGGAAACAGACUAUUAUUAAUACUCCACAAUAGAUAUAUAAAACUUGGGAACUCAAAGUAGAAUUUUUGAAUUGAGAGAAACUAAAUGGACUAUUCUGUUUAAGAAUUCUGAGGAUUAUAUUUGAAAACAAGGUGUUGAAUUUAUGUAUGUAUAUUUUUUGUGAUAUUGCUUUCAGGUCAUACUUUGUUAAAUCAGGAUAGUAUCUAGUCAAUGUUUUCUAUUUAACUGUUGAGGAAUUAUAUUUGACUGGUAUGUUGUUGCUGUGUUUUCUGCAGAACUGCUGUUAAAGCUAACCUGCGCAGUACAAGCAGAAACUUCAAGACCACUUGAUGCUAUCUAUAUUUGAUAUAUGCUAUAUUUUCGAGCACAUAUGUAGUAAAAGAAAUCAUGGUUAAUUAAAUCUUUGAAUUUUGGCAGAAUAAACAUCCAAAUGUUGUUGGUGCACAUUAUUUUUAGAUUAUCGGAGCAUAAGGCUUGUAAGCUUCUAUCAGUUGUCCAUAAGUUGCAUGCAAGAAUAUAGGAGAUUCAAACCGUGACAGCCAUGUCAUGGUUAGGUGUUUAAUGCCAUUACAUUGAAAUAGAUAAGAAAAUUACAAUUACAAUAUGCAAAUACUCUCGUGUAAUGUACUGUACAUUCUUCCAGUUUGUUUACACCAUGACCCUCCCAUUAAUAUUCCACAACAGAGAUGGAAUAUAUAGGAUUUUUUUUUUUAAUUCAAGAACCAAAAGGACAAAGUUAAUCAGAUUCUAGUUUAAUUGUUCGCACAAUGACCCCUGGACUAAUGUGACAUUUGAAACUACCGAGAUGUCUCACACACUCGGUAUUCAUUGAAUGUCGAGUGUGUAAGAUAUCCAAAGAGUUCCGAUUCACUAGAUUGUGUGGUCACAAUAAGGUUGUAUAUUAAAAUACACUUUUUCAAAAAUUCUUUAGAUAUCUUCUCAGUGGUAUAAUUUGUCAUUAAUAUGCAAGUGUUUCCAUGUAGGGUAGAUUCAAACUAUUUACAGCAUGACCGCUGGAGUCUGGGCCACAAUAGGGUUUAAAAGUUUUGCAGAGGAGAAAAUGCAACUGCUCAGGUGAGCAUUGUGGUCCAUGGGCCUCUUCGUCUAAUAUUUUUGCUGUAAAAAAAAAAAUAAUGAAAUAGUAACUGGGGUAAUUAAGAUUUUAGGAAGGUAGAUUUUAAGGAAAUUUGACUCCCUGCUAUAUGAAAUUUAUGGAUUUUUGUAUCAGAAAAUUAAAAAAAAAAAAAAAAGCAUAAAGAUCCAGUGGAACAUAAGGGGCUACAUUGUUAGAGGGGGGGGGGGGGUACAUAUGAGAAUGUUUUCUUUACAUUAUACACUGUACUAGCAAUAAAUUGCUGCAAAAAGUAUUUCAUUUAAGCCAUGUACAUUGUACUUUUGAUAUAAAGAAAAUACAUGUAAUAAUGGUAGAGUUACAUAUGCUGCAUAUAACAAUAUGAGAUGUUUUUAUCUUUCAUUUUGUUUUCAUGGAAGAAAGAUGUUGCUGUUAUUUUCUUUGUAAUGUCCAAAGUGUUAUCAAGCUGGGUAAAUUAAACAAUUUGUUAACCCAAUCUUCAUAUGAAUUAAAACUAUGAAAAAGAA